Messenger RNA from Phyllopteryx taeniolatus (common seadragon), 2322 nucleotides. RefSeq names its product unc-119 homolog 1 (gene unc119b). Gene Ontology annotation, molecular function: lipid binding. The record is from RefSeq and is a predicted model, not a curated record. The coding region runs from base 119 to 862 and encodes 247 amino acids. Gene Ontology annotation, biological process: nervous system development; lipoprotein transport; cilium assembly. The transcript has 5 exons. Gene Ontology annotation, cellular component: cilium. NCBI's taxonomy places the organism in Eukaryota, Metazoa, Chordata, Actinopteri, Syngnathiformes, Syngnathidae.
CGUCACCAAUACACGCUUUACGCCAUUUUGGAAUUACAGCCGCAAUUUGUCCAGGGCGCUCUCCAAUAAAAAGCACAUUAGUUUUUUUUUUCAGCCCCAUAUCGCCACGGUGCCUACUAUGCACGGUUCUCGGAACAAAGCGGCACCAACAGUCGGGAAGGGACACACGGACGCAGACAUCGGCACAGAGUCAAACCGGAGGGACCGAAAAGCUGUUGGAGGGAUGUUAAAGAAGCUGAAGUCGAGGCGCAGUCAAACGGAUAAGUGGCCCGUGGUAACAGAGGAUGAACUUCGGGCGCUCGGAGAGGAUAUUUCGCCGGAUCAUGUUCUGGGACUCCGGGCUGUCACGGAGGACUAUCUUUGCAAACCUGAAGACAAUAUCUACAACAUCGACUUCACCCGUUUCAAGAUCAGAGAUCUUGAGACCGGGACAGUACUGUUUGAGAUCGCCAAACCUCCUAACAGUGGUCCUAUAGAGGCUGAAGAGGGGAGCGGAGAUUUUGACGUCAGUGCCGGGCGUUUUGUGAGAUAUCAGUUUACACCAGCGUUCUUGAAACUACAGACUGUAGGUGCAACUGUGGAGUUCACCGUUGGCGACCGUCCCAUCAACAACUUUCGUAUGAUUGAAAGGCAUUACUUUCAGGGACGCCUUCUCAAGAACUUUGACUUUGACUUCGGCUUUUGCAUUCCCAACAGCCGUAACACAUGUGAACACAUUUACGAGUUUCCACAACUUCCAGAUGACCUCAUUCGCCAAAUGGUGGAGCACCCUUAUGAGACGAGAUCAGACAGUUUCUACUUUGUGGACAACAAGCUCAUCAUGCACAACAAGGCAGACUAUGCCUACAAUGGUGGUCAGUAAGACCUUAAAAAGGACAACUGUGCAAUACACCCGAGGGAAGGGAUUUGUUUUGUAUGAAUCCUGUUAGAGUUAGGGUGUUUUCUUAAGACAGAAGAAUUUUACCUCCAUCAGCAGAAUCAACAGCCCACAUCUGCCAUCUGAUGCUUUCAUGAAUCUAUUAAGAAUCUGACAGGGAUUUGGGACACUGAGGAAAAUUCUGUUAAAGUUUGUCAUAUUUGUUACGGUUUGUGCACUGUUUGCCUUUAGUUUGAGUCUCUGCUGGAAAGGGACAAGCACAGACCCCUAGUGACACAGGUUCUGUUACAACUCAAUUUGCUUCAGUAUAAUAGGUUUCUGUUGAAAUAACUUAAACUACCUUUCACAAGUGACAAUUGCUCCUCUUAAGAAUAAGAGCACUGAGUAGAAGUUGUGUAGUAUUGAUCGUGAUAGGUCCUUUUCAUUCACUCUUAAAUAUUAGUAUCAGUUUUGCAUUGUUGGGACUUUAGUGUGAAAUAUUUAAGGUGAAUGUGCUUGAUAUAACAUGCUUGGUUAAUUCUGGUAGUAUAACCAUCUUUAAAAUAAAAAUGUUUUGUUGACAUCAGGUGUCAUGUUCCUACAUCACCAUGUUUUUAUUUUUGUUUGUUUUUUUUGUUUUUGGAAAACAGAAAUCCAAGUCUUCCCAUGCUUGAUCAUGGUGCACGCCUGAGAGUGUCAUGUCACUUUGGUUUGAUUUAAUUCACUACUAUUUGCAAAAUUAUAUAUUUUUUUUCCCUAUUUCAGCCAUACAAAACUCAAGUGUCUAUUUGGAAGGCAACACUAACUCCCACUCUGGAAAUCUUUAGUAUUGCUUUAAGUUAAUAAUCAGAUGACAGUUGUGGAAAUCCUUCCAUCAGCACAGGAUUUUGACUUUUUUGCAUUCAUUGAAACAACUUUAUGUGCCUUUCAUCCCGAUGGUCAUUGUGAAGAAAUUUGUGAAUUGUCAUUCCCAUGUGUGACAAGAUUACAGAGAGCUGUCGUUCAUCGAAUCUGAUGACAGGGAAUAUAUUUUAUAUGCUUACAUGCAGGAACUCGUGUGAAAAUGAAAAAUGAAUCCCAUUUCAUAAACUCUCUGAAUGAUCUAAAAUUGUGCAAAUGUGAUGACCUGUGGUAAGCAUUGUUUAGCUCAGUAAAAAAUAGAUUGGGAUUGUUUAAUUAGAAAUCUGUAGUAUUUGUUUUAAAAAAUGUUAGUCAUAAUCAAAAUCGGGAUGUAUUAUGUUUGGUGAUUGUGGUUGAAUUACUUUUUAACUGCUCUUGUAUUGUAGAUGGCAAUAAAUUGUCAGAUAUAUUUAACAUGAUCAAGUAAUUGUUUUUUGUAUAUUAGUCAAUAGUCAUGUUAAAACUGCUGUAAAUAAAAAGUAGCAUGGAUCCAAUUUGUACCACUCUCUUUGCAAUUUAGAUUCACUUCUUUAAAAUGUAACAAAUAAAUGCCUUUACAAAGCGUA